Molecule: messenger RNA, 2088 nt
Organism: Loxodonta africana (African savanna elephant)
Lineage: Eukaryota; Metazoa; Chordata; Mammalia; Proboscidea; Elephantidae
Gene: GABRB1
Product: gamma-aminobutyric acid type A receptor subunit beta1
Exons: 9
Coding region: 311-1729 (472 amino acids)
Biological process (GO): chemical synaptic transmission; nervous system process; signal transduction
Cellular component (GO): synapse; neuron projection; GABA-A receptor complex
Molecular function (GO): chloride channel activity; extracellular ligand-gated monoatomic ion channel activity; neurotransmitter receptor activity
Source: RefSeq, a predicted model, not a curated record
UGAACACAGCAACCUCCAAUACCCUAAGGAAGCUCCGUCUACACAUGCACGUAGGGUCCCAUGCAUAGAAACAGCAGGUUGUCUCCAAUCGCCUGGAGGACGCGGAGCACGCCAAACAGGAACUUUAAAGGGAUUGAAAUCUGUUGCCUGUUCCACUAGGAAUAUUGUUUGUAAGGCACAAGGUGUCUUUUGGUAGUGAUCACUCCCUGCGCAUGCGCAGGUCCAUUCGGGGAAUUACUGCCCUGCCGCCGACUAAGUUGCAUUCCUUGAAUCUUCGCAGAAAAGGCAAUUCUUUUAAUCAGAGUUAGUAAUGUGGACAGUACAAAACCGAGAGAGUUUGGGGCUUCUCUCUUUCCCUGUGAUGAUUGCCAUGGUCUGUUGUGCACACAGCGCCAAUGAGCCCAGCAACAUGUCAUACGUGAAAGAGACAGUGGACAGAUUGCUCAAAGGAUAUGACAUUCGCUUGCGGCCGGACUUUGGAGGGCCCCCGGUGGACGUCGGGAUGCGGAUCGAUGUCGCCAGUAUAGACAUGGUCUCGGAAGUGAACAUGGACUAUACACUCACCAUGUAUUUCCAGCAGUCUUGGAAAGACAAAAGACUUUCUUAUUCUGGAAUCCCACUAAACCUCACGCUAGACAACAGGGUAGCUGACCAGCUCUGGGUACCAGACACCUACUUUCUGAAUGACAAGAAAUCAUUUGUGCAUGGGGUUACGGUGAAAAACCGAAUGAUCCGGCUGCAUCCAGAUGGAACAGUUCUCUAUGGACUCCGGAUCACCACCACGGCUGCGUGCAUGAUGGAUCUGCGAAGAUACCCUCUGGAUGAACAAAACUGCACCCUGGAGAUUGAAAGCUAUGGCUAUACUACUGAUGACAUUGAGUUUUACUGGAAUGGAGGAGAGGGAGCAGUAACAGGAGUUAAUAAAAUUGAGCUUCCACAGUUUUCAAUUGUCGACUACAAGAUGGUAUCCAAGAAGGUGGAGUUCACAACAGGGGCUUAUCCACGGCUGUCACUAAGUUUUCGACUAAAGAGGAACAUUGGUUACUUCAUUCUGCAAACCUACAUGCCUUCUACACUGAUUACAAUUCUGUCCUGGGUGUCUUUUUGGAUCAACUAUGAUGCAUCUGCAGCCAGAGUUGCACUAGGAAUCACUACAGUGCUGACAAUGACGACCAUAAGCACUCACCUCAGGGAGACCUUGCCAAAGAUCCCAUAUGUCAAAGCGAUUGAUAUUUAUCUAAUGGGUUGCUUCGUGUUUGUGUUCCUGGCUCUGCUGGAAUAUGCCUUUGUAAAUUACAUCUUCUUUGGGAAGGGCCCUCAGAAAAAGGGAGCUAGCAAACAAGACCAGAGUGCUAAUGAGAAGAACAAAUUGGAGAUGAAUAAAGUUGACGCCCACGGCAACAUUCUCCUCAGCACCUUGGAAAUCAGGAAUGAGACGACCGGCUCGGAAGUGCUCACCGGCGUGAGCGACCCCAAGGCCACCAUGUACUCCUACGACAGCGCCAGCAUCCAGUACCGUAAGCCCCUGAGCAGCCGCGAGGCCUACGGGCGCGCCCUGGACCGGCAUGGCGUGCACAGCAAGGGCCGCAUCCGCAGGCGCGCCUCGCAGCUCAAAGUCAAAAUCCCGGACUUGACUGAUGUGAACUCCAUAGACAAGUGGUCCCGGAUGUUUUUCCCCAUCACUUUCUCUCUUUUUAACGUCGUUUAUUGGCUUUACUAUGUACACUAAGGUCUCUCCUCACGGCUCAAUUUAGGCUACUUUCCUCUUCUCUUUUUUUUAACCCCGCAGGUCCCCUGCAGCGAUUCUGUUGUUUUUUGAGGUAGGAGAUUCAGCCAUCCAAUUGGUUUUGGGUCUUGCAUAUCAAUUUUAUUACUGCACCAUGUUUACUUCGAAAUAGAAGAAAAAAAAAAACUCUAUUUUUUUUUUUCAGUCUACUGUGGUCCAGGUUAUCAGCUCUUUAAGAGCUCUAUUAAUUGCCAUGUUUACAAAAACAACUAACAAACACAAAGAGAGAAGUUAGACAGGCAGAUCUUGUGCAGCCUUUCCUAGUCUCCCUGGAUUUUACUGAUUUAUUUUUUAAACGGGUA